ACAUUAGACAUCUAUUAAGAUCUUAUGAAUUUAAACAAUUAAAACAGCGUGUAUUUACAUUAAUUUUGACCUAUUUAUGAACAAAACUAAAAAAUAAAUACCUUUUAACAAAAUAAUUGAAAUGUCAUGAUUAAGUCCUCUCAUUUAAUUAAAUUCCUUGUACAGCCAAUAUACAAAUGGCCGCCAUACAGUGCGCGAAAUCUGAUUGGCUAAUUCAAAUGCAAGCGUUUAAAUGAGUCCAGAAGUUUCUAACGGAAUAUUUUUUCAACAAAAUAAUUGCCCAUGCACCGUCAGUGUGUUUGAAUAUAUUUUUCCGUUCAAAAAAUUAAAAUCAAUCUGUAAAACGUACUUAACCAGUAUGGCCAAUGAGCGAAAUUGACUGGUAUUUACAUUUUAUUUUUUAAUUGAUAAGUACUGGUUAGCGACCUACAAAUCCGGACGUCCACCAAUCCGGACACCCGCGUAAACGCUUUAUUUUCGCGAAAAAUUUGAUCAACUGUUGUCGAUCACUCAAGCGCUUGAUUCUGCAGCAACCAAAAUCAACAACUUCAACGAUAUGUAAGUAUAAUUGAUGAAAAUGCAAUAUUUACGUUUGUCUGCGAGUUCGCUGUGUGCCUACUCGCGGGGGAAGUCAAAUAUAACGCAAUGCGCAUGCGCAAAUUUUUUGCUGAGGCCCGGACAAGUUUAAAGGGGUCAACUUUAAGAAAAUAUGAAGCAGACGAACUUUUGCAAAAAGAUAUAUAUUAACUAUAACUUACUUAGACAUACCCUACAACUUAAACGUAUCAUUUUAUGAAAGUGCAUAAUGUUUUGUGCAAAUACAUAUUAUGAAAACAAAUUUUAAAUAAAACAGGGACGGGUCACGCCAAAUUUUUCAAUUCAAGGGAGGUAACUCGCACUAUUUCUCCCUAAUAUUUAAAAGAAGGAUUGUCUUUCUUUGCAAAUAUUAAAUAACGUUGUGCUGAAGCCGUGCUUUUUGUUUUAUUUUGUGUAUGUGAUUAAAAAAUGUAGUUCACAAUAUAAUUUAAUUGAUGACUCGCUUAUAAUAAUGUUUGUAGAUCUAAUAUUAAUUAUUUAUUGAAAUAUCUAAAUGCCGACUGACCGUGACUACUUAAUUUUUUCUCAAUCACAGUUCCCAAAAUGCAAGCUAGACAAUAUACCGCAGACAGCCUGCAGAAGGCAAUUUCUGCUGUGAAACAAAAGAAACUGAAAACGAGGACAGCAGCAAGAGAAUUUGGAGUGCCGAAAAGCACGUUGCACGACAGACUGAAAGUGAAUUCAUCUCACGUAAACAUGAAAAAAAUGCCCCGCCUCCUUACUACUGAAGAAGAGAAAGCAUUGGUAGCUUUUAUCCAGUACAUGGCUCAUCAGGGGUUUCCCAUGACAAGGACGAUGGUUAGGUGCUAUGUUCGAGAAAUCCUCAAACGUAAAGGUAAAUUAGAAACCCGAUACGAUUAACACUUUAACACUCGUAAGAGGGGUUGGCAGUAUCCAGAGAUAGAUAGAUUAAGUUACUUUAGACAUGUUUAUAUAAAGACGCCAGUCAUCAAACGCUAGUAAUGAUUUGAAAUAUCUUUUUAAAAUGUUCAUAUAAAAUUUAAAUAGUGCAUGUGUUGUAGGCUUAUAUAAAUUUAGAAAUGUACACACAUAUAUUUGAAUUCAAUUUUUAGGACGGGAAACAGCCAAUGCUGGACAAGGUCCGUCGGAUAAAUGGUUUAGGGCAUUCAUGAAGCGUAAACCGAUGCUUUCUGAAAGAACGCCUGAAAAUCUUGAUAAAUCAAGAGCACGGAUGUCAAGCCAAAAAACCAUGGAUGGUUGGUUCAGCCUUCUGGAAUCAAUUCUAGACGAAAAUGACUUGAAAAAUAAAGAGUCACAGAUUUUCAAUGUUGAUGAAACUGGGUGGUCGGGGAAAGAACGGUCGCGGACAAAAGUGCUCGGGCCAAAACAGGGACACGUUUUCGCAAAUAAAAACAUCAGAAAUGACCACGUCACGGCGAAUCUCUGUAUAUGCGGAGAUGGAAAAAUACUGCCGCCAAUGAUCAUUUAUAAAGAAUCCUACCCGCAUCGAAAUUUCACUGAAGGUAUUCCAGACUCGUGGAUUUUCGGUACAUCUAUGUCUGGGUAUAUGGACGGGGAACUUUUUCUGUCGUGGUUUAAAAGAAUUUUUCUCUUGAACUGCGGCAGAGAAAAACCCGUUCUUUUAAUACUUGAUAAUCACGACUCUCAUGUGACGCUGCCAUUAGUUGAGACAGCUCGUGCAAACAACGUAAUAUUGGUUGGAAUGCCUGCACAUACAACGCAUAUAUUGCAACCAUUAGAUGUGAAGGUUAAUGCACCACUGAAGAGGAGAUUCAGUUCCCUAGCCACCAACCUGGGCUUUGCUAAUCCAAACUUAACGAUAAGCAAGGGGAAUUUUCCAGUUGUUUUAAGGCAUGCACUGGAACAGACUACACCGUCAUCUGUAAGAGAAGCGUUCCGGCUCACGGGCAUUAUCCCAUUUGACCCUCAGGCAAUCGACAAAAGUCAACUUAUACCACCAACUUUUGUGCAAAGAAAUGAAGAAAGUAAGUGCUUUUUUCUGACAUUUCACUUUUAUACAAAUGAACUAUCCGUGUAGGUAAAAUAUUCAAUACACCCAUGUUUCUAUUAUACUUGAAUAUAAUUAUGUUUUAAAUAUUUGUUGUCAUCAUAAUGUUCGGUUCCUCCGGACUUGUUCAUUAAUAAUAUACCGCAUGAAUAUUUUUCAGCCGGAAGAACAGAAAGUACUAAUGUGCGAACAUGUGAAUCGUGUGGCUCCUUCCUAGUUAACCCAUUGAUAGACCAAGGACUUAUUCCUGCAUCUAUGGCACAAAUCUUGAUCCCUCCAUGUAAUGCCCAAAUGAAAGUAAAUCCUACCAAAAAAUCCCGGGUUGUGGCAGAGGGGCGUGUCAUUAGCGGUGACGAAAUGGAAAUACUUAAACAGUUAAAAGUAUCUAUUCUAAACCAUAUAUUACUAGUAGUUUAUUGCAUUAAAAAUAUACAUGUAUUAACUAUAAUGACAAAAUAGAAAUCGAUUUGACAGAGAUUAAAUGUUAUGUGAAAUAUUUUUCACGGCGUUAGUAUUACAAAAAAUUGAUGUUUAUAGAUAUAUUAUAGAUAUAUUGUUUUAGUAAUUAAUCAAUUGUUUUAUAUUUAUCAGUGUGUAUUUUCAAGUAAUUAUUUUACUUCCAUUGUUCUAAAAGCAAAGUUCAAUACUUACCACCUUCCUACUUACCUGACUUCUUAUAUAAAGAUACUGACGGAAUGGAACAAAGGUCGAGAGCUGUUGGUACUUAUAGCAUUAUAAUUUGUUGUGUAUUUGACUGCGCGUAUCUUUCUGCCAUUUUUACAGUGAAACAAACGUUAGAGUAAUUUGCUGAUCGAAAAAUUAAUAUAAAGGGUAUAUGGAUGUUUCAGGAAAAGGAAGAAAAUGCAAGAAAAUUGGAGGAGGCAAAAGAAGAAAGGCGUAAGCUAAAGGAAUUCAGAAAGGAGCAGAAAGAAAGGGACAUUGAAGAAAGGCAACAUAAGAAACAGAAAAAGACAGAAGAGAAGGAACGUCGAGAAAGACAGAAGAAAGAUGAACAAAUUAGGAGAGCUGUGUGUGGACGAUUGGCUAAUAGAAAAUUUACGUGUGGAGUGUGUGGGGAGAGAGGUCGGAUGAAUGACGAGUUAAAUGGUGUGAUGUGGUAUGGUUGUGAUGAGAGUAUGUGUGAGAAAUGGUAUCAUGAAGAAUGUUUAAGUAUGAAAGAGAGAGAAUGUUUAAGAGUGAGUAUGGAAGAGAAGAGUGACUGGUACUGUGGCAAAUGUAAACCCUGGCUGUACCAAGAGGAAUAAAUGUUUCAUUCAUGUUAAUAUGUGUAUAUAUGUGUAUAAAUGUGAUACUUUCAUAUGUAAAAUUGAAAUAAAUAUUAUUUGUAUUUUUACCAAAGAUGAAAGGAUAUAAUAUCAAAUUACUGAUAAAGAACUAGAAAUCAUGUUAGUUUCCUUUUAUUCUAAAACCAGGUGGUAACGAAUGUCACGUCUAUAAUUGACAUAAAGAUUCGUAUAAUAAACAUAACAAUUCAGUCUUCCUUUGGUAUUUAAGUUAAAAUCAACGCAUAUGAUGAUGUUUCAACGUCAGACAGAGAGACAUAUUACCUGUGAAGUUGCAUGAGCUCUUGGUCAUUUUGCAUAUUACCGCUAAGGCUCCCACGUUUACAAUUUUUUGUAAACGUUUACACGACUGCUCAGAACCGAAACGAUACCGUUUAAACGGUGGUACCUCUAUGUACUAUAUAUACACACCAUAUACUUGAGUCGCCAAAUGAUGUCUUUCUUUCUAUUUU
This is a messenger RNA of Ruditapes philippinarum (Manila clam), 4343 nucleotides long. RefSeq lists its product as uncharacterized. Bases 1727 to 2617 code for a protein of 296 amino acids. The record is from RefSeq and is a predicted model, not a curated record. Gene Ontology annotation, cellular component: nucleus. Lineage: Eukaryota; Metazoa; Mollusca; Bivalvia; Venerida; Veneridae. Gene Ontology annotation, molecular function: DNA binding. The transcript is spliced from 4 exons.